AUGAACGCUAGCGCAAAAUCCGUGUUGAUAAACUUUGCGAGCCUGUGUACGAGCUCUUGGGGAUUGUAUGGGGCCGCGAGCGUAGCACUCCCUUCAAGUCUGGCCAGAGCUGGACACCGACAGUUUUUGACGAAUAUUGCGGUAACGAUUACGAUCAUCAACAAUUUGGUGAACUUGGUGUCGCAUUUGCGGUUUGGACGUGGGCUCAAGCACGCAAGCAGGCAGUUUACGCUGCCGAUGGCUUUGGUGCUGGAGACAGUGGUGGCCGCGGUGUACUGGCCCUUGAGACUAUUCUUUCUUCCGCUCAUAAUGCACAACGUCAACGACAACUCACGCAUGCCGCUUUCGGUACCGGUGGACUGCGCCAUUCAUUUGAUGCCCUUGGUAUUCCUCGCGCUGGAUUACCUGGUCGUGGAGUCGGCACCUUUCCAAAUGUCGCUGAAACGGGCCUGGGUUAUUGUCACCGCGCUGGGACUAGGCUACAAUCGAUACCUGACAUGGCUGAUCGAUCGCGAUGCGGGUGAGGUUUAUCCGUACCCAUUCCUGGAUGUUCCGGAGCCUUUCAAGAGCGCGAUUUUUGUGGCCGUGACUAACGUCGCGUGGGGGUUCUACGUGAUGUACAAGCGAGCCCACUUGUCGAUGCGCCGAAAGCCAAAGGUAAAUUGA
Lachancea nothofagi CBS 11611 is the source of this 666-nucleotide messenger RNA. The record is from the annotation of a GenBank genome assembly. NCBI's taxonomy places the organism in Eukaryota, Fungi, Ascomycota, Saccharomycetes, Saccharomycetales, Saccharomycetaceae.